Messenger RNA from Orbicella faveolata, 1975 nucleotides. RefSeq lists its product as uncharacterized. NCBI's taxonomy places the organism in Eukaryota, Metazoa, Cnidaria, Anthozoa, Scleractinia, Merulinidae. Gene Ontology annotation, cellular component: nucleus; chromosome, centromeric region. Gene Ontology annotation, biological process: meiotic chromosome segregation. The record is from RefSeq and is a predicted model, not a curated record.
UGGCGAGGCUACCAAGUGUGAAAUGGCGCAGUCAGGCGCUGUUUUCAAAACUUUGGGAAAGUUAGCUACAAUAGACUAUUCAAGUUCAAAGGAUUAUUUUGUUUUCACAAUGAGGGAAAGGAGAGCAAGCCAGGAAAACAAAAAAAGAAGGAGAAAGUCCAAGACGCGAAGACUGAGUGUGACUUUGAAACCCGAAAGGACGUCUGGCAAAGAAAUAGCCGUUACACGAGAGGAAGAGAGCAUGGAUGUAGACUCGUGUUUACCUACAGAUGAAAAUUCAUCUCGUUCUAAGAAGCCAAAAGAGCAGGGAACAGAUGUGGCCAAGAGAUCUGUCUACAACACCCUUAGGGACAAUAACAGAGUUCUUGCGGCAGCUCUAGAGGAUGCGCAACUUGAACUUCGCUUAGCUCGGCAUGAAAAUGUUCAGCUGAGGAAGCAAUUCUAUGACAGCCAUCAGUCAUUUGUGGAGAAAACCAGUAAAUUAGAGAGUCAAUUGCAGUCAGUAGAGCAGCUCUCAGCAAAUAAUGGGUCAAAGACAGUUCAGGCUGUAUUCCAAGAUGUCUACAAGCUCCUGAAUCAGACUUGUGACCAGUUCCUUCAAGGCUCCAACUCUUUGGCAGAUGCAUUACACCUCGUCACGUCCUACCUCACUCCAAAUAAAGUGCAGAAAGACACAUCCCCUCAUUUAGUCUACAACAAUGUGUCCCCAUAUGUAGAUCCUGCAUCCAAUGCUGUAUGCACCACCCCUCCCCCAGAUGAGCCAUCGGCAAUGGAGAUCACAGCAAGUCAAUCAGUUAUCAUUGAGAUCAAUGACACUAUAAUGAACAACUUGAACAAGGAACAAAAAGCCAUUGAUGUGAAGGUGAACAAUGACAUAAAAGCAAUGGAAGGCAACCGGUCUCAACGAGCUAGUCAACGUGCAAAGAGAAAAAGUUGCACAGCUGUCAGUUAUGUGGAACCAGGCCUUCGCAGCAAACUGCGUAGAGGGGACCCAUUUACUGACAGCACAUUGUUUGGCGAAGAAUCCCUGACAAGCAAUCGAAAAAGGAAGAAAAGUUUGCCUGCAAUGGGAAACACAAAGAAACGCGCUCCUCUGGCUAAUCUGACAAACAUCAUUCUUGAAGAAAGUUAAAGAUGUGUAGCUUUCCAAGCAUGUCAAGAGUGGCUUGAUUGACGCUGGCGUUAUCAAGACAGUCUGUGCACAUGGAGAUGUGGAGGAUUUGUGUGUCAAAACAAUGACAACUCAAAUAGUCAGUGCGUAUGACAGUCGUAUAAAAUGAUAUUUAUUAACGAGAAUUCAAUUCAAAGUAUUUAUUUAUGUACAGUUCAAUUGCCGUGUAUAUAAUUUGUCGAGGCUAAAUUUUGUAAAUGGAAAGUAUUUUUGGUGUAAAGAAUUGAACGUUGAGAGGUUUUGUGUAAUAAAUUUACUUCAGAUGUUUCGCAUAAUGUUGUCAGUGUUAUUUUGAGUGUAAUGAUUUGCCUUGAGAGUCAUAAGAAUGUAUUUUUUUCAAACUUGCUUCUCUAUCCGGGCAUAGAAAGCUUUACUGUAUGUAAAAUCUCGCAGCUUAAGCCUUGAGAUGUUAGUGGUUGGGGAACGGGCGGGGGCGGGGUUGGGUUAUGGUGGCAGCUUGUAUCUGGGAAGGAUGGAGGGGCACAACCAGAUGUAGCACUUCAUAAUUUGUUUUGUUGGUCAUCAUACUAAUUUUUCUUUAAGUGUAACAUAACUCAUGGAUAUUCGUGCUUUACACAUGUAUGGUGGCAGGUAGCAAAACUAUUGUAGUAGACCUACGAAGAGCUCUAUAACCCAGGGGGUGGGGCUUAUAAUGGAAAUUGCACCACAACAGUCAAGGUUACAGUUUUUUAUUACUAUUACUUGACAAGUCACACGAGAAUGGUGCUGAAACAAGAGCCAACCAAAGCCUGUCUUGCAUAAAAAGUACAAUUUUCCUUUUCUAAAUAAAUUACUAUAGAUUAA